Molecule: messenger RNA, 1396 nt
Organism: Eucalyptus grandis
Lineage: Eukaryota; Viridiplantae; Streptophyta; Magnoliopsida; Myrtales; Myrtaceae
Exons: 2
Coding region: 519-1154 (211 amino acids)
Source: RefSeq, a predicted model, not a curated record
UGGUUGCCAUGCACGUUUCGGGCCAAGCCAAGCCGUUUGAUCUGCCUAGAUUCUAUCAGCGUGCAUGCCGCAAUUUCUCUUCUUGGAAUAAGAAGAAAAGUUGAAAUGAUGUUUUAACCUCCAUCUGCUCCACUGAUGAUGAUGAGUCGAGGGUCGGAAAAAAAAAGGGGGGUGUUGUGCUUACUACAAAUGGCUCUUCGCUCAAGGGCAUAGGCCCCGAAUCGCCAUGAUUAAACACGCGUCGUUCUCGAUCUCUGUCGUUACCUUUUCCUCGUGGCUGGUGCAUCGGUCAAUCUCUUCUCAGUUUCCACUGCCUUAGACAACUUAUAGCUUUGCACAAAUCUUUCAGAAAGCUCGCCCUCCCGUGACGCACUCCGAAAGCUACGCCGUUUCGCCUCCCCAGGAGCUCGAUCCCAUGCAAGCACAAGGGGUCGUGAUCCGGCUCUAGUCGAGUAAGGCCUGGCGUGGGAAAACCAGAGCGUUCGCUUUCUCGGAAGAAAUUGUAGAGAGAGAGAGAGAUGGAAGGCGGGAAUGGGAGCAGGAUGUGGAAGACGCUGAAGCAACGGCUGGGAAUCAAGCGCAUGGGCUGCUGCGGCGCCGCCACGUGGACCCCACCGCCCCGCACCAUCCUCACCAUCAUCACCGAGCCGUCGUCGCCCGAAAUGACGGACGACCCGGAUGGAGGGCGCGGCCGCGAUCGUCACGCCGCCGCCAUGCACCCGAGCGACGUCCCGGCGGCGCGCGACGACGAGGAGCGCGCGCUGCUGCAAGCCCCGGCGCUCUCGGGCAUGAACCUGGCGGCGGCGCUCGAGGCGGAGCGCAACCUGGGGAGGGGGCGGGGGCCCGGGCCCGUGAAGACGCUGAUGAGGCUGAUCGAGGAGACGGACGGGGUGGACCUGAAGCAGGGGCGGAGGAGGGACAAGGGGGCGGCGAGGAAGAGGAACGGAGGCGGCGGCGGCGGCGGGGGCGGGGGCGGCGGCGGCGGCGCGGGGUGCGAUUGGGUGUGCUGCGUGUGCAUGGAGAGGAGCAAGGGCGCGGCCUUCAUCCCGUGCGGCCACACGUUCUGCAGGGUGUGCUCGCGGGAGCUGUGGGUCAAUCGCGGGUGCUGCCCCAUUUGCAACCGUUCCAUUCUUGAGAUUCUUGACCUAUUUUGAGGAAUUCUUACUUCAGAAAGGUUCCCAAUUUUUUGCUUGCAAAACAUGCAGUCAUGCACAUAGAUGGGAGUCCUCUUGGGUAAGAAAGGACUGUGAAUUUUUCUGGUGGUUGGAAGGAGUUUUUUUCCUACCCCAAACCUGAGAAAAAUUUUGUUGAAUGGUUGCCGGGUAUGUCGCGUUAGCAAUUGAUAUGAUAUGUGUUAGAUCAUUUUAUGAAAUGAUGCAUGUUAUACCAUGUGAAA